CGGCCGCGCGCGCGCCUGGCGGGGCCGGCGGGGCGGGUGCGGGACUUCCGGCGGGGCGGGAUGCGGGUGCGCGUGCGGAGCUGGCAUGGCGUCGCCUCCUGGCUGUGGGUGGCCAACGACGAGAACUGCGGGAUCUGCCGGAUGGCCUUCAACGGCUGCUGCCCCGACUGCAAGGUUCCCGGAGACGACUGCCCGCUGGUGUGGGGGCAGUGCUCGCACUGCUUCCACAUGCACUGCAUCCUCAAGUGGCUGAACUCGCAGCAGGUCCAGCAGCACUGCCCCAUGUGCCGCCAGGAGUGGAAGUUCAAGGAGUGACAGCCGGCACUGUGCGUGACGGAUGUGGCCCCCGAGCCGCGGAGCUGCCGGGUGCUGCCUGGAGCCCCCAGCGCUCUCCAAUGCAAGGCGGACGUGACCGUGUCCUUGGACCCCGGGGAGUGUGCGGAUGCCUGAGCCGGCAGCGG
This is a messenger RNA of Chroicocephalus ridibundus (black-headed gull), 461 nucleotides long. It is a transcript of the gene ANAPC11, whose product is annotated as anaphase promoting complex subunit 11. Gene Ontology annotation, cellular component: anaphase-promoting complex; nucleus. The transcript has 3 exons. Gene Ontology annotation, biological process: protein ubiquitination; positive regulation of mitotic metaphase/anaphase transition; anaphase-promoting complex-dependent catabolic process. NCBI's taxonomy places the organism in Eukaryota, Metazoa, Chordata, Aves, Charadriiformes, Laridae. Gene Ontology annotation, molecular function: ubiquitin protein ligase activity; cullin family protein binding; zinc ion binding. The record is from RefSeq and is a predicted model, not a curated record. Bases 61 to 315 code for a protein of 84 amino acids.